Vespa crabro (European hornet) is the source of this 1661-nucleotide messenger RNA. RefSeq lists its product as uncharacterized. Gene Ontology annotation, cellular component: extracellular region. NCBI's taxonomy places the organism in Eukaryota, Metazoa, Arthropoda, Insecta, Hymenoptera, Vespidae. The transcript has 3 exons. The record is from RefSeq and is a predicted model, not a curated record. Gene Ontology annotation, molecular function: hormone activity. The coding region runs from base 289 to 711 and encodes 140 amino acids.
GGCGGCAUUAGCGGGCGAUCCGAACUUCUGAAAGGUUUAACCAUUCUAAGGAAUAUUUUAAGCGCGAAAAAAAGGGAAAAUACGGAUAAAGAAAAAUAUAUAUUAUACGAUUGUUAUCAAGAAAACGAAAAAGUGUUAUUUCAUUGUUCACAAAAAGUUCAAGUUCGAAAAUCUUUUUAAGACGGUUUCAAAUCAACUUCGAGCUCGUUUGACAGUUCGAGAUCGACUCGUUGAUCGGUGAGUAAUAACAUAUUGAUUUACGAUCUACGUCCAAUUUGAAAAUAGAAGAUGAAAUCCUUCGUUCUCGUGAUACUUGUUACUAUUUUUGGUAUCACUAUCAUCCAAUGCGAACCCGAACCGAUGGCUAGACCAACCAGACCAAAAGUUUUUACAAGUCCGGAAGAGUUACGAAGAUAUUUAGAUCUCGUCAAAGAUUAUUAUUCGAUUAAUGGAAAGGCCAGGUAUGGAAAAAGAGCCGGAGGUAACGCAUUUCCUGCCUUUUAUUUAGGAUAUCCGUGGAAUACUUUGAGAUUUAUACUUGAUACUCAUCGCCAUUUUCAACAACAAAAGGAGGAUAAGAGCAAGCCGAUAAAGGAACAAAUAAAUUUUCGUAAUUUUCAAGAUAAUGAUACAAAAAAGCAAAUAUUUCGAAAUAAUCCGUCAGAAAAUUUAAGUGACAUGAUUGAUAACUAUUACGAUGACGUAGAAUAAAUACGAAUGUAUCGUUGUUUAAUGUUGGAAAAAUUACAACAAUUCAAAGUUCAACUAUUUCUUUUAAAGUGUCGUGUAUUCGUGACUUGAAUUAGUCAAAGUAAUGAUGAUUUUAUAAAAUUGAUGACUUGUAAAAUUAAUACAUUUUUACACUUCGAUUAGAUGUAUCUGCAGUAAUGUUUCUAUAACAGAAAACAUAACUAUUUAUUUUUAUUUUUAUUCUAUAACGUCUUUUAAUACCAUCGUUAUUUAACAUAAGAUAAAACUAAUAUAUUAGACCACGGCACUUUGGGCUUUAAAAAUAAAAUGGGAACAAUUUAUUUUACAUUCAAAUUGUCAACGUGUAUCUAGCAGUUUCGAUUAUUAGUAAACAUAAUUAAUUCCAUGUUGUAAAAAAGCUAUGUCUAAGGUGGUAUUAAAAGAGAGAAGAAAAGGAAUGAUCCAGGAUUAUGUAAGUUGUAUUAUUGAAAUACUUUCUUCAAAAGAUCUUAAAAGUUAUGUGUUUUAUGGCAGAAAGUCCAAAUAGAUAAUUCAUUGCUACAAAUAUUAUAUGGAAAUAUAUGAUUAAUGAGAAAAAUUGAAGAAAUCUUUAUUUAAUCAAUAUAAUAAUAUUUAAGAUAAACAGUAAGUUCCUUCAAGUUAUAAUAAAUGAAUAUUUACAAGGAUCAUUUGCAAAAACCUCAAUAUCUCAUUUGCACUAUUUUAACUGAUAAUGACCACAAAUAAUUCGUGGAAGUGAAUAAUUUAAAAAAAAAAAAAAUAGAUUCAAUUCAAUAAAAACAACAUAAUAUGAUUACAAAUUCAAAUUAGUAUAUUAUAUAUAUUUAUAUCUUUGUUACAAUAGGUACUUCGUAUUUUGCUACAGAGAUCGAUAAUUACAAACGUUAAAUAUUAAGACAACAUGUAAUACUUUCAAAUAUUCAAGAAUAUUAAAAGUAAGCCAUACGGUA